Mus musculus (house mouse) is the source of this 1876-nucleotide messenger RNA. RefSeq names its product coiled coil domain containing 28B (gene Ccdc28b). The record is from RefSeq and is a predicted model, not a curated record. Gene Ontology annotation, biological process: cilium assembly. Lineage: Eukaryota; Metazoa; Chordata; Mammalia; Rodentia; Muridae. The transcript is spliced from 6 exons. Gene Ontology annotation, cellular component: centrosome. The coding region runs from base 1156 to 1758 and encodes 200 amino acids.
GGGAGGUAGGGAAGGGGAACUGUUAAAUCGACGGAAGUACUCUCCUCCGGCUCCGCUCCCAGGGAAUCCAAAGAGGGCUACUUUCUCUUUAAAUGCAAAUCAUCUCCAGCCAGCUUAGCUCCCUCCAGCUCCAGUUCCCCUGAGGAGAGAGAAAGCAGGGUGAAGGGAGAUUGCAAAGAAGCACUGUUUCACACUCCAGACCCCAAACUUCCAGGCACAUCUCAGGCGGAUCACAGUCGCUCUGGCUGCCGCUUCCAUCAGGUCUCUUACUGGGUCACACUGCUGCUACAUGGAGAGAAAAAGAGUUCUGUCUCCCACCACCACCACCCCCCACCCCACCCCCGAGCCCCACUGAUGCCACCCAGCUGUUCCAUGCCAGCUUAAACGCUUAAUGUUCCGAUUUGACCAUCGCCCUCUCGGAAGUAAAGUGAGGGAGCUGAGACCUCCCCUGGAGAGGACCUCAGCAGACCAGAUACCUAGGUGAUGGGGCUGUAGGGGAGUCAAGCUAAGCUAAUCAAGUCAGAGUUACAUUGUUGGAGGUCUAGCCCCUAAAGACUUUCUAACUAGAAAAAGAAGAGACUAGAAGCUGUCCUGGGAACUUCUGGGCAGCCCUGGCAUGUGUAGUUGAAGUGAAGUGGAAGAGAGGCCAGUGAUGAGCCGGCUAUUCCUGGUCCAUAUGAUUGACACCAGGGUAUUUCCAGGUGUCCCUGCCUUACCUUGGUUGCACCUCAUGCAGUUAGUCAGUAUCCGCUGCCAUAUACAGACCGUUGCCUAGCAAAUGGCCUCCUGAUCCUCAGCUUGCUCCCCUAGUCACAUCCACCCUGUCUCCUGAGCAUCUUCCUCUACAGCCCCAGGCUCUGGGCUGUAGUGACAGGAAAACAGCAAGAUGACCCUGGUCUGGGCCAGCCCUCUCCAGCAGGCAGAUGGGGCUGUCAGGAAGAAAAGGGCUUUGCUGGCCUUGGGAGGUCCUUCAGAUGCAUAGCUACAGUCCAGCAGCAGGCUGGCAUAUGACCCUGUACAGACAAGAGGACAGAGCUCCUGACUGAUGGACAAAGAUACAUCUGAAGACCCUUCCUCUCAGACGAAAGAGGGUGCUGAGUGAAGGGAUGAUUUUGCCCCCUUCCUUCCCAGACCUGAGGUCCAACACACCACCCAAUGGAAGACAAAAAGAAGAAACGGAGUCCUAAGCCCUGCCUGACCCAACCAGCACAGGCCCCAGGCACACUGCGCAGAGUCCCUGUGCCCACCAGCCACAGUGGCUCCUUGGCUCUGGGACUCCCUCAUUUGCCAUCACCCAAGCAGCGAGCCAAGUUCAAGAGAGCAGGCAAGGAGAAAUGCCGACCGGUGCUGGCUGGAGGUGGAGGCGGCUCCGCAGGCACACCCCUGCAACACUCCUUCCUGACAGAGGUGACAGAUGUUUAUGAGAUGGAGGGAGGACUGCUGAACUUGCUCAAUGAUUUUCAUUCAGGCCGCCUGCAGGCCUUUGGGAAGGAAUGUUCCUUCGAGCAGCUGGAGCAUGUUCGGGAGAUGCAGGAGAAGUUGGCCAGACUGCACUUCAGCCUGGAUGUGUGUGGGGAGGAAGAGGACGAGGAAGAAGAGGAGGAUGGGGUCACAGAAGGCUUGCCUGAGGAGCAGAAGAAGACAAUGGCUGACCGCAACCUGGACCAGCUGCUUAGCAAUCUGGAAGAUCUUAGCAAUUCCAUACAGAAGCUACACUUGGCAGAGAAUGCUGAGCCUGAGGACCAGCCAGCUGCGUAGGUGUCGCCUAAACUCUUCUGCUACUCUCCUCUUCAAACUGUGAAUUUUACGGAUUCGGAAGCCCCUUGGUGCUAUGGGGUCGGGGGCACUGGUUGGAAUUAAACAAACAGAAAAGCGA